This is a messenger RNA of Oenanthe melanoleuca, 2725 nucleotides long. RefSeq names its product kelch domain containing 8A (gene KLHDC8A). Gene Ontology annotation, molecular function: protein binding. The record is from RefSeq and is a predicted model, not a curated record. The coding region runs from base 357 to 1409 and encodes 350 amino acids. The transcript has 7 exons. Lineage: Eukaryota; Metazoa; Chordata; Aves; Passeriformes; Muscicapidae.
CGCCGGGAAUUCGCACGCACGGCCCCGAGGAGGAGCCCAGCUGGGGAAACCCUCCCCGCCCUGAGUGCCCUACAUCUUCCAGCAGCGCCUAAAGCUGGAUUUACGCGGAUUUUUUAUUUUCCCUCCUCUUCCCACGCAGCAAUCCCCAGCCCCGGCUGCUCCCAGCGCCGCUCGCAGCCCGGCGGGGAGUGGGAGGAAAGGGAUGCUCGGAGAAUUUGGGAAAAUCCGGAGCAUUUCCAGCCAUGCUCCACCUGGCGAGGCGGCUCCGGAGCUGCCCGGUGUCUUUGUGAGCUGCUGAGGCAGCUCUGGAGCCGCAGGGUUGAUGGAGAGGCGCUGACAGCAGAACCCCGUUCACCAUGGAGCUGCCCAGCACCAAAGAGUUCCAGUGGAAAUCGCUGGCGCCGCUGCCCAGCCGCAGGGUUUACUCCACGCUGGUGGAGGCGGCCGGGCAGGUCUUCGCCGUGGGCGGCUGCGAUGACAACGGCGUGCCCGUGGAUUCCUUCGAGGUUUACAGCCCCGAGGCCGAUCAGUGGGCGGCGCUGCCCCCCAUGCCCACGGCCAGGGCGGGCGUGGCCGUCACCGUGCUGGGCAAGCGGAUCAUGGUGAUCGGCGGCGUGGGCGGCGGGCAGCAGCCGCUGAAGGUGGUGGAGAUGUACAACACGGACGAGGGGCGCUGGAGGAAGCGCAGCUCGCUGCGAGAGGCGGCCAUGGGCAUCUCGGUGACGGCCAAAGAUUACAGGGUGUACGCAGCGGGCGGGAUGGGCUCGGACCUGCGGCCCCACAACUUCCUGCAGCACUACGACGUGCUCAAGGACAUCUGGGUGUCCCUGGCUGCCAUGCCCACCCCCCGCUAUGCCGCCACCUCCAUCCUGAGGGGCUCCAAGAUCUACGUGCUGGGGGGAAGGCAAUCCAAGUACGCCGUCAACGCCUUCGAGGUGUUCGACACGGACACGCGCUCCUGGACCAAAUUCCCCAACAUUCCCAACAAAAGAGCCUUCUCCAGCUUCGUGCCCACCGAGGGGAAGCUCUUCAGCCUCGGAGGGCUGCGCCAGGGCCGGCUCUACCGGCAGCCCAAGUUCAUGAGGACGGUGGAUAUGUUCGACCUGGAGCAAGGUGGCUGGAUGAAGAUGGAGCGCUCCUGCUACCUGAAGAAAAGGCGAGCAGACUUCGUGGCCGGCUACCUGCGAGGCAGAGUUGUGGUGGCUGGGGGCCUGGGGAAUCAGCCGACUGUGCUGGAGUCGGCAGAGGCUUUCCACCCCGACAAGAACAAGUGGGAGAGCCUCCCCCCCAUGCCCACCCCGCGCUGCGCCUGCUCCAGCAUCGCCCUGAGGGAUUGUCUGCUGGCCGUGGGCGGCGUCAGCCAGGGGCUCAGCACGGCCGUGGAGGCUCUGUGCCUCUCUGAUUGCUGACUGGAACCUUGAACCUUCCUGGAGGAGAAUCCCACCUGGAACAGGCCCCUGUGCCUCUCUGAUUCCUGAUAGGAACUGUUUUGGAGGAGAAUCCCGCCUGGAACCUGUCCCUGUGCCUCUCUGAUUCCUGACUGGAACGUUCCUGGAGGAGAAUCCCGCCUGGAGCAGGUCCCUGUGCCCCUCUGAUUCCUGACUGGAACCAUCCUGGAGCAGGUCCCUGUGCCCCUCUGAUUCCUGACUGGAACCUUCCUGGAUGAGAAUCCCGCCUGGAGCAGGUCCCUGUCCCUGGCUGUCGCCAGCAGUGGCACUGGGGACAGUGCUGGCAGCUCCCAGGACCGUCCUGCUGCUGUAGGAGCCUCCAGAACCACAUCCAGGGAUUCUGGUGCCUCCCUGCCUGGCACUCACCCCCAUGAGGAACCCCCACACUGGCCGGGGUCCCCUCCCGUCACUGUCACAGCUCCAUGGGGACACCCAGACACAGGAACUGCUCCCGAAAUCUCCAUGGGGACACCCAGACACAGGAACUGCUCCCCAAAUCUCCAUGGGGACCCCCAGCUGCAGGAACUGCUCCCCAAAUCUCCAUGGGGACACCCAGACACAGGAACUGCUCCCCAAAUCUCCAUGGGGAUACCUAGGCACAGGAACUGCUCCCCAGAUCUCCAUGGGGACACCCAGACACAGGAACUGCUCCCCAAAUCUCCUGCUGUGGGAAGGACUCCGAAGAUCCCAGUGUAGGAAUUGUGUCCCUGCAGCCAUCCCAGCCACAGGUGACAGCUUGGGAGGCACUGGGACUCUCCAGAGGGGACAGUGGGAGUGUCCUGCUCCAUCCUGGAAUCUCCCUGAGGAUUUUCUCCCAAAGGAAACUCCAACCCUGCAGCCAGGCCCGGGGAUCCUUCUCUGCCCUCACAGCAAAGCUUUUCCUGCAAUCCCACGGCCCUUCCUUGGGAUUCCAGCAGGGGCUGGAGCCAGGAGCUGCUCCUGGGGGAUGGAUUCCCGAAGGACUGCUCGGGCUCCUCCCUGCUGGCACAGGCUGGCACAGCUGCUGCCUGUGCUGGGUGUUAGGUGGAGAAAACCCGCGGUUUUCCCAAGUUUUUUAGCUGCUUUGGUGAUUCGAGAUCUUCACUGGAAAGCAGGAACAAUCUGGGGCCGUGCCUGGUCCAUCACUCCAGGGCUCUGUGGAUGCAGAAGUGACCCCGGGGCCGCUGCCUCCUCUUGGGCUCCGUCUGCCUCAGGCAGUUUUUGGGAGGGCUGUGCGAACUGUGGGGGUGCAAUUCCAGCUUGGAGCGUUUGCCCCAUUAAAAGCUGUCUUUGGGGAA